Messenger RNA from Oikopleura dioica, 1566 nucleotides. NCBI's taxonomy places the organism in Eukaryota, Metazoa, Chordata, Appendicularia, Copelata, Oikopleuridae. The record is from the annotation of a GenBank genome assembly.
AUGUCGCUCUCGGUGGACCGGGAGACGUUCUAUCGGCGCAUAAAACGGCUCUACGCCGGCUGGAGUAAAGAGGGAUCCAAACUCAGCGAGGCGGAUGCGGUCAUCAUAGCUGUCGGUAAAAAUGACGAGGAUCAAUACAGUAAGUCGGUGACGACUCAAAUCUGGCUGAUGGGCUAUGAAAUGACAGAUACAGUAAUCGGCUUCACAAAAGAAAAGAUGGUCGUUAUCACGUCAAAAACAAAGGCCGAGUUCCUCCGUCCAAUUAUCGACGGAGCAAAGAGCAGCGAGAACGCGGAUGGAACGCCAGAAGUGACUGUACUCAUCCGCAGCAAAGAGGACAACACGGAGAACUUUAAGAAGUUCUACGAUGUGGUCAAUGGCGACACAAUCGGCUCCUUCACGAAAGAAGCCUUUGCAGGCCCGUUUUUCAGCCAGUACAAAAAGGACUUCAAAGUCCGGGCCAAGAAAACCGUCGACAUCUCCGUUGAUGUCGGCAUCAUUUGCGCAGCGAAGGAAGAGCACGAAGUGAACUCGAUGAAGAAGGCGGCGCGAUUGACGACAGAAAUCUUCAAAGAAGUCUACAAAACCAACUUGAUGGAAACGAUCGACGCGGACAAAAAGAUUCGCCACGUGAAAAUGUCUGCUUUGAUUGAGGACUCGCUCAAGGACCAGCGAAAGCUGCUCGGAAUCGACCCUCAGCAUGUGGAACCUUGCUUCACGCCGAUCAUUCAGUCUGGUGGAAACUACACUUUGAAGUACUCCGCUCAAUCGGAUAAAGAGUACAUCCACUUCGGCACGAUCAUUUGCUACUUGGGCAUUCGAUACAAAAACUACUGCUCGAACAUGGCGCGCACGAUGUUCGUCAACCCCAGUGACAAACAGAAGGAGAUCUACACGACGGUAACUGAGUGCAUGGAUCACAUCAUGGAGAAAAUGACGCCGGGUACAAAGCUUUCAGAGCUCUACGAAGCGGCAAAGAGCUUCCUGAAAAAUAGCAAGAAUCCAGAGCUGGCUGACAAGCUCGGCAAAAACAUCGGAUUCGGAAUGGGCAUCGUAUUCCGAGAAUCAGCCCUUGUCAUCAGUCCAAAGUGCGACGAAACACUUAAAAAGGGAAUGGUCUUCAACGUGAACUUGGCCUUUCCAGACUUGGAGAACGCGGAAGGAAAAGACGAGAAGAGCAGAAAGUACGCGAUCUCGCUGGCCGAAACUAUUCUAGUGCAAGAUGGACCCGUCGUGAAUCUGACGGCAGCGAACAGGCGAAAGACGAAAAACGUCUCGAUCUACAUCAAGGAAGCGUCGGACGAUGAAGACUCAGACGACAACAUUCAAAUGCCGGAAAAGGCGAUGGGCCGUGGAAUGCGCCAGACAAGCUUGGCAUCCAACAAGCGAGAUCAUGACACAGCUGAAAGUCGGCGAAAGAUGAACCAGGAUAAACUGCACGACCAGUUGAAUCAGGAAGCGAGGGAACGAAUUCUCGAAAACAAGGAUGGCAAAAAGGAGGAAAAACGAAAGAAGACCAACAUUUCUUACAAGACCAGUGAAGGGUUCCGAAUCGAUAAAAGAUGA